UGUCUCUAUGGUUAUUUUCCUUUCAAAAUAUAGUUCAAUUGAAGGGUCUAUAUAUAUGUGUGCUUAUGUACACUCUUUAGGUAACUAAGCUUAAACAAGUGAACCAUUUUUUUUUCUCUGUCUUUGUGAGUUGAGUUUGGAGUGAGAGCACCAAUGGCUUUUUUCAUGGCAAUUGUUGGUGUAUUCUUGGUUCUCUGUUUUUGCUCUGCUCUCUUGAGGUGGAAUGAAGUAAGGUAUAGGAAGAAAGGUUUGCCACCUGGAACAAUGGGAUGGCCAGUUUUUGGAGAAACAACUGAGUUUCUUAAACAAGGUCCAAAUUUCAUGAAAAACCAAAGAUUAAGGUUUGGAAGUUUUUUCAAAUCACAUAUACUUGGCUGCCCUACAAUAGUUUCAAUGGAUCCAGAGCUUAAUAGAUACAUAUUAAUGAAUGAAUCAAAAGGUCUUGUUCCUGGAUACCCUCAAUCUAUGUUAGAUAUCUUAGGAAAAUGUAAUAUUGCAGCAGUUCAUGGCUCCACUCACAAGUACAUGAGAGGAGCACUUCUUUCCAUCAUUAGCCCUACCAUGAUUAGAGAUCAGAUUUUGCCUAAAGUUGAUGAGUUUAUGAGUGCUCAAUUAAGCAAUUGGGAUGACAAAAUCAUCAACAUUCAAGAGAAAACUAAAGAGAUGGUCUUCCUCUCAUCUUUGAAGCAGAUUGCAAGUAUAAAAUCAACCUCAACAAUAGCUGAUUCUUUCAAGACAGAGUUUUUCAAGCUAGUUUUAGGAACCAUUUCUCUACCUAUUAACCUUCCUGGCACAAAUUACCACCGUGGAUUUCAGGCAAGGAAGAAUAUAGUCAGCAUUUUGAGUCAACUAAUAAAGGAAAGAAGAGCAUCCAAUGAAAUUCACAAAGACAUGCUUGGUUGUUGGAUGGAAAGAGAAGAAAAUAAGUACAAACUAAGUGAUGAAGAAAUCAUUGAUCUAGUGAUUACACUUAUGUAUUCUGGUUAUGAAACUGUUUCAACCACUUCAAUGAUGGCUGUGAAAUACCUCCAUGACCAUCCCAAAGCUCUUGAAGAACUUAGAAAAGAGCAUUUGGCCAUAAGAGAGAGGAAAAAGCCAAAUGAACCAAUUGAUUCCAAUGAUCUCAAAUCAAUGAGGUUUACUCGUGCGGUGAUUUUUGAGACAUCUAGAUUGGCCACAAUAGUUAAUGGAGUUCUAAGGAAAACCACUCAAGAUAUGGAACUAAAUGGCUAUUUGAUUCCUAAAGGGUGGAGAAUAUAUGUGUAUACAAGAGAGAUAAAUUAUGACCCGUUUUUGUAUCCUGAUCCAUUAACAUUCAAUCCAUGGAGAUGGAUGGAUAAGAGUUUGGAAUCACAUAAUUACUUCUUGAUAUUUGGAGGUGGCACUAGACUUUGUCCUGGAAAAGAGUUGGGAAUCACUGAAAUUUCAACUUUCUUGCACCACCUUGUAACUAGAUAUAGGUGGGAAGAAGUAGGAGGAGAUAAACUAAUGAAAUUUCCUAGGGUUCAAGCACCAAAUGGAUUGCACAUGAGAUUUUCAUCUUGCUAACUAGGGUGUGACAUUAUUAUGUACAGUAAUAAGUAGCUGUUUUGACAAAUAUUAGAAUAAAAAUAGUUUUUCUCCUUGCUCUCA
Medicago truncatula (barrel medic) is the source of this 1632-nucleotide messenger RNA. RefSeq names its product cytochrome P450 85A. The transcript has 9 exons. Gene Ontology annotation, molecular function: iron ion binding; oxidoreductase activity, acting on paired donors, with incorporation or reduction of molecular oxygen; heme binding. The record is from RefSeq and is a predicted model, not a curated record. Bases 154 to 1548 code for a protein of 464 amino acids. Lineage: Eukaryota; Viridiplantae; Streptophyta; Magnoliopsida; Fabales; Fabaceae. Gene Ontology annotation, biological process: multicellular organism development; brassinosteroid biosynthetic process; sterol metabolic process.